CGGCGGCAUGUCAGGGAGCGGCAUGAGCAAGCAGGACUCCGGCGGGGUUGCCGAUGCCGGGGCCGGGGAAUAGCAGCAGCAUCAGCAGCGGCGUCAGCUGUAGCAGAAAGUAAGCUUAGACAAAGAACAGUGGCCGAUAGUCGAGACCAGAAUUGCUCACAAUUUCACAAUGGCGCGUUGGUCUCUGAGGAGAACUCGAGCAGUAAGCAGUGCUCGCUACACCUGUGGUCCAGAAAGGCGCUGCUCAGACGCAAGGACCUCCCCAAGCACCUGCAGUUCAAUCCCUACAUCGAGACUGGAUACCGGCCUCUCCUGUCCGCGUGGGGCUGCCUCAUGAGCCUCUUCUACUUCCAUAACGAAACCAUCAACAUAAUCACCCACGGCGUGCCCAUGCUGUACAUCCUGCUGUGGUGGCCGACGCUGCUGCCCUGGUCUGACAUCACAGUGCCGGUGCUGCCCUGGAUCCAUCUGGUGUCCACGGUCAGCCCCUGGGUCGGCUCCACCAUCUACCACCUGUUUAUGAACCACCGCGCCGGGGAGUCUUGCUAUAAGUCCCUACUACACCUCGACAUGUUUGGGAUCUGGAUUACGCAGAGCUUCGGGGCCCUCACCACAGUGUACGCCUCCGUGUCUUGUCUAAGCAGCCCCUGGAUAUGGAGGGUCCUCGCGAUCUACUGUGCUGUGUCUCUGUGGUGUUUGUAUAAGGCUUCGCACGCCCGUAAUCCCUGGGAGCGGCGGUUCUGCUUCACCCUGCCCUUCCUAAUGCGCGCCGUCUCCGCCACGCUGCGGGUCACGGCCUGGGGGGGCGGCAACCCUCGAGCCUUCAAGCACAUCAUAUUACAGGAUCUACUGGCGGUUCUUGGGGGCUUUGUAGGGGCCUUGCGGGUGCCUGAAAAGUGGGUGCCUGGGCGCCUGGACCUACUGGCCAACUCACACCACAUCAUGCACGUGGUGGUGGUGUACGCCGUGUACCACCUCCACCAAGGCGCCGUGCUGGACCUCGUCUGGCUUUCCGGCAACUCCACCUGCCCCCACCCCACCGUCGCCUCCCCCACACCGACACUCUAAUACACGUACGCACAGCCAUACGCGACAUUGCUAACACGCACACAGGUCACAGGUUAAACACACAUACAUACAUCAACAUUGAUUCAUGAUGGAAACUACAAAUUUAUCACCAUUUUUCUUCCUUAUUUUGAGUUACCAUCCCCUCCUUUCGUUCCUCUUUCUUCCACUUACUCUUCUCUCUCUCUUCCUGCCUUUCUUUCUUCUUAUCUGCGUCCUUGUCUUUCUCUUUUUUUUUCUUUUUUCCAUCUCCCUCCUCUUUGAUCUGCAUUUCAUUUGGACACACACACACACCAGACCCCACUCAUUAGUCAACCACCACCACCACCACCACCACCACUGCGGGUUUCAUUCUAUUCCGUUCGUAUUUUCAUUUAGUACGUGGUUGGUUACAUGAUGACGCGCAGUAUUAAGUGAGAGUUCUUAUAGCUAAAUAUUUCAUUCGUGUAGCUGCUAGUCACGUCACGUCAUGUCAUUCCUAUUAGUAAGCUGACGCCCCGCACUGACCGGCACGUGAGGAAGAAGAUGCAGGAAAGAUGUUGAGUCAUGUCGGGCUGUCACCUCUAGGGACCUUAUUUAGAUUUAGUUCGUGUUUCUGGAUAAAAUUUGACCCUUGUAGCCUGUAACAGUAAACGGUAUUAGUAUUUUUUUUUUAUGUAUUUGCUAUUAUUUUAUUAUUAUUGUUAUCUUAUUUAUUUAUUUUUAGAUUUUUUAGGAGCGUAUUCUCAGACUUUUUCGCACUUUAUUUCAACUAGCCUACUUUCAAAAGGCUUUUGUAAAAUUUGUUAGUGAGAGUUUUUCAAAGAUGAUUUUCAUCAUUCUAGCGUUAAACGGAAAGGUUUUAGAGUUACUGGGAUUUUUAAAGAUGUGUGAUUGAUUCCAGUGAUAAUUUAACAAGAAUUAAUUCUACCUACGUCAAUAAUGAAAGACAAAAAAACAAGAAAAUUUGAUUAAUGAUCUAUAUGGCCUUUUAAAAGUCUUCAUGAGAGCCCAAAAAUUUCAGAAUACGUGGCCUGGAGCAUAGAGCACAAAUUUAUUUCAUUUAGUUAAGUUUUAGCAUUUGAUUUCACAUGUUUUGUUUUAUACUUCAUAGAUUUAUUUGCCCCUUUUUUCGGUGUUUUGAAAGGACAGUUUGUAUAUAUUGAAGGUGGAGAGCGCGAUAUUUUUUUUCUUUUAUGUAUGUUUGGUAGAGUUUAUCCGUGAAUGUGAGGUGCAUAUACGAGUGACCCUUCCUCUCAGAUAUAUUCUUCUCUGAUAAUGCUUUUAUUAUGACGUGUUGAUAGAGUGCGGGGAUGCAUGCUCCGCCUUUGCUGUGAUGAGUUUCCUUUGCAGUUGAUACUCAUGUUAUUAAUCAUCAAACUGUAUACAUAUUACCAGUCAUUAAUUUUAUGUUUGACACUUAAGUACCAAAUGAAUGACAAUAAAAUAUUUUGAUCACUGUCGCCAAAGGCACCAAGGUAAAACUCCUCAGUUAUAUAAUAAGGCGUAUAAUAUAUCACACAAAUAUGGUCACAAUUGAUAAUGAUGAUAAUAAUAGUUUGGACAUGUACGAUAACAUAAUAAUGAAAAUGUAUGAAAUACCGGAGUCGGGACUCGGGAAGACGGGAAGGUUUGUUGUCAAUUCGUCACACUUCACGUCCUGAGCGAUGUGGGUGCGUUUCGCGCGUUUUUUUUUUUUUUUUUUUUUUGUGUGUGUGUGUGUGUGUGUGUGUGUGUUGACCGUGUUUCGCGUGUGUUCCUGUGUUAUCAGUGUGCUGAGGUGCAAGAGGGACAGUGGAGGAGUGAGAGAAAGCUCUUGGAACCUCUGAAUGGACUCAUGGGUUGGUAAGAAAGUAUGAACUGAGUUUUUGGUUUGAGUAACGAGUAGCGAAAACAGGUCUGUGUAUAAAUCAUCUCUCUCUCUCUCUCUCUCUCUCUCUCUGUGCUAUGACACAUAUUGAUAUUCAGGUAACUUUGAAAGAUGCAUAUUAUUCAUUACUUUCUCAGGUUUAUCAAGUGAACUCUAAAAAGUGACUGAGUAUUAAGGCCACGUGUUGCUUUUUUUCCCAACUCUCCCUCUGUUUUAUACACUGACAUGUAGAUCCUCUAAUUGCUUUUAGUUAUCUCUAUAUUAUGUUUUGACAAGAACUUGAGGGGAUUGGGUCAUCUAUAUGUGUGUGUGUGUGUGUGUGUGUGUGUGUGUGUGUAGCGUUUCAUGGGAACAAUGAUAAUCUUCAGUGCAAAAGAGAGGAAAUAUCUGAACGUGUAACCUCAAAUUGUCCUCAGGCGCGUGCUGGUGUGGUGCUCAAGGCAUCACUGUCGGCUGAUGGAGGCAUUCCCAUGUUGAUUUAUGUUCAUCAUUUCACUUACAUACAUCGGAGUCCAUAAGGAUUUGUUUAUCACACGUUAUGAGCUGUGCAGACUAUCAGGGGCAAAGAUAUUCAGGGAUAGGAUUUUGAAUGAUUACUUUGAGUUAUUUAGGUCUGUAUUCUUAAAUAUUUUUGCUUCUUAUCAUAACUAGAGGAAGCUUUUGAGGUUUUCAUAGGAGUUUUCAUUAUUCUAGUGAUAGUUUAACUAAGAUUCUACAUCAGUAAUGGAGAAAACACCCAUAAGGACCUAAAAAACCAUCUCUUGCUUCUGAAAAUAAUAGUAACGGGCUUAGUGUUUAAGAAUACAAGAUUUAAUCUGCAUGAAUUGAUUGGAGCUAGGCUAUCCUUUGGACCACAUUCUAACACUACCAAUGCAAUACUGAUAAGGUUACUGUGGUUCUAUUGAGUGACCAAAGCAGAAUAUAAAUGUAUAUGUAUAUGUAUAUGAUUAUUUGAUAUAUAUAUCAGGUACUGAUUAUUGAACCAAAAGGUGUGCAUUGUUAUGGAUGAAUGAUAGAUUUUCUUGAGUGUUUAUUUAAUUGGUGUUGAUAGUUACUUAUUUGUAGAUUUUUAUUAUUUUUGCUGCCACCAGUGCUGAGUUUUGACAGGUAAGGUAUUGGUGUUAGCGGCGAGUGGAUCAGGGAAUUCAGAGCUACACAAUUGGCUGGAAACACUUGUCACUUUUAAACCCUCAGGCCAUACAUGCAUAAAGUAUUUCCCUUUCUCCAGGACCAAAAGGAUGAUGCAUAGUAGUAGUAUAUUGAUUUCACAGGUGGAAUGGAACCAGGUGUACAUUUUUAUAUAUUUUCUCGGCUUGGUGACCUUGUGUAGGUGUUAAUGCUCAUUUGUAUUGCUCCAGCUGUUUUCCUGGAGGAGUGAGUGGUAGUGUAACACCCAGUGAUGUAUAAGCUUGUACAUGAAGAGGUCUUAUUACAAUACACUGGUAGAUUUUAAACAGUACAUAAAUGGAUUUCACAUAGUACAUUAGAUCUGACACAGCCACAACCUCUGGCUUCCCUGUGUGUGUACAAGUGAGUCAGGCAACUGCUGCUGUGGGAAGAAGAGGCAGAGUAUAUAGAAAUAUGACAUACAUUGAUGACUGACAACUUUGGCUUUACCGUUAGCAUACCAGAGUCAGUCUACCAUCAGGGGAAGAAAAGUUAUGUUACAUGGAAAUAUGACAGGGCGUUGUGACUCUUCCUAAAUAUGACAGUGUUUUGUGACUUUUUUAAUGUGCUUGGUGAGGAAGAACACCACUACCAUCACCGCCACUACUAUUACGGUCACUACUGCACUUAGAUGGCUCUCCGAUGACCUGCUAUUUCUGUUAACCUGUGUGUUUGGUACAUAAUUGUUGGAAUAUACAUGUUAGUGAAUGGUCUUUCUUGACAAUGGUGUUGGGAGAGGCCAUGUGACAUAAGUUAUCUUGAGCUGAAGCACUGAUUUCUCUUAAGACUUAGACAUUUGAGUUUAUGAAAAUGAAGAAUGUUAAGAAUGUUUGAUGUUUAAUCAACAAAGAAAUCAGGUCACAGAACAGAGAACCAUGCAAGAAUACACAUCAAUAGCCAUCUAAAGCUGAAGUAAGGAUAUGAAUGUGUUUAUGUGGCGUACUGAUAUAUUUGAGCUCUUGAAAAUCAAGAAUAUAAGAAGAUUUAAUGUUUUAUCCACAAGUGAUGCAGGUUGUAGGACAGGCUGUGUUACCUCUCCUGUCCAAUACUUAUGAAAAAUAUUACACUGUUUAUUGUCAGUGUAGUUAAGAUGUAUAGAUGUAACUAGAGGUGUUAGAGUCAAAUUAAGAGCGAGGAUAAUAUGGAGCAAAUAACCUCACCUUGUUGUAAGACUAACAAACUCCCAUUUGAUAUAACAAUGGAGCAAGUGUUUGUAGCACCUCUGUUCUUAGGGUAGACAUUAGAGUAGCCAAUUUGACCUGCUUCCCACUAUGCUUUUAUAGUAGACACCUUUUCUUGCUUCAGUAGAGACUAUCAGGAAAAGAACAAAACCAAGAAAUCAGGUCUUCUUUGACUAAGCAAUUGAUCCAGCAAGCAAAAUGUAUAUUCACUAAGGCUAUUAAUACUAUAGGGUUAAAUGAUGGGCAGGCGGGUCACUGUGUGUGUGGUACUGUACCUAGUGCUGUUGCUGCUGUGUGGGGUGUGGCUGUUAGCUUUCUAGGAAGAACUUCAAAGUUUCCUGUGAGAUUUACAGUCUAGUCAGAAAGAUAUUUAGUCCCCCUUUAUCAGUAUUUGCCGUUUUAUUAUUGUACCUUUGAAGGAAACGGAGAAUUGUAUAAUGAAGCAGAUUUCACCACUGUAAGCUACUAUAGUGAGAGUUAUGUACAUAUACCUAUUUCAUCGUUAUACCAUAUAUUUGUACAACAUACAGGCAAGUUCAAAGUAACCAGUUGUAAUACUCUUGCGUGUUUCGUGUUGCUCACCAUGAAGUAAUUAAACACACAUUUCAACUCAGUCAAAAUGGGCUAAAGCACCAGGGAGGCAUCGAAUCCUCCCCAUAUCACAAUGCGUGUCUUGGUGUAGCUUGUUGCACUCAAUAACUGAAGUACCCAGAGGAAUUUGCUGGAACCUGGCAGAAGCAAUCCCUGGCAUGCCACUCACAGUGGGGCCAGAUGAGGGUAGCCUUGGUCUGGAAUGACAGUUGGUGUGAAGUGUUGGCUUUUGUUCAGGGGGUUUGAAAUCUCUCAGCCCAAUCAGCUACUGAGCAGCAGCUGUUGUUAAUAUAACCAUGGUAUAAAUCCUUGUUAUCUUGGCUUUCUGUGGUCACAAUCAUCCAACUGUGUUUCACAGUUCCUCUUUUUUUGUGGCCAUCCUAUCUGGGUAUUGGUAAUUUGACUGAUUAAUCACAUUCCUGAAAAAAAUGUAGGUGGGGGAUGAGUGGAGCCAUUCACAAUGUUGUGUCCAUCAUACUACAAGCUAGGGAGUGGCGCACUCAAAACCAUCAUGUUCCUUUCUCUUGUGGUGUCUCAUUGCCGUUACUCAUAGGACAGAGCAUAGCUAACUUACUCUUGGCAUUGUUAUUAGCAUCAAAAUAUAUAUAGAUGUUUAUGGAAGAAAGAUUAAAUGAGCUCAUCUUUAUAUUAUAAAAAGAAAACAUGGUUGUGACAUAGUAAUGAUGUCAAGUGUGGCUGGGCAAUGGAUGCAAUAUGAGGCAGCUUGAGAGAUGUUAGUCUCUGGUUCAGGUCAGUCAUUUCACCAUCGUUCACAUUGUUUGUCCCAGCAUCAUCCUCUGAGAAGUGCCCAUUAUGAGCAUCAUCUGCACAUUUAUAGAGUUGAGAUGGGUUCAUUGGCUGCUGUCCUUUCAUUCUGUGAUCUUUUGAGAGGAGGAGUUGAUGUGAUGUGUACACACUGGACUUGAAUCAAGAACUUCCUGUGUUCUAAAUCCUUGGUGGCACAGCACCCAAGAUCAGGUGUCACAGAUGUCGUACAGCACCUAUCAUAUAGAUACUCUGGACUUGAAUGAAGGACUUCCUGUGUUCUAAAUCCUUCACGACAACACUCAAGUACAGGCAUCAGAGAUGUUUUAACUGACUUAUUGUUGUUAUCAAGAGUGUUAGCAACUAGAAAACCAGGUGAGCAAACAAUGCAUCCUUGACAGUCACUACCAGCAAAGGUUUUACCAGGUUGAGCACACAGACACACGUCCCAUUAAGGGACCAAGGCAGACCAUGCUGAAAAGGGGAGCUAAUACUGAGUAAUUAUAUUUAUGAACAGUAUUUGGUUGUAUGUGAUAAGCACAGUAGAGGCUUGAGUCAUAUCUAAUGAUUAAGUUUUGUCCUCAGACAAAUAUCUUUUGUUCUGUCACAGCUUAGCUGUAUCUUAUAAAGGAAUCAUAGAUAUAAGAAACUAUCUAUACUGAUUUUGGGAGCAUUUUUCAAAUUCUGUAUGUAUACAUAGUUCACCAAGAUAGCUGUAGCACAUGCCUUCUAAUCUUGUAGGGCCUCUUACCAGGCUCUGAUGGCUAGAUUGAUCAUGAUGUCAGGUGUCUGCAGGUCCUAAAAUAAGGGGACUGGAACUGGACACAUUUACUGGCUUGUGACAACUUUCAUGUUGUACUUUGAGCCGGCACGGAUCUUUGGCAAGACUUGAAGGUGAGGCUUGACUGCCAUGGCUGCCUCUGUGCACUACCUGAUGCUUGGCAGGAGCUUGAGUUGUGUAGGUGACUAAGGCAGUGCAAUAAAUAGAUGGUUAGAUAAACAAAAUAACAAAAAAAAAGGUGUAAAAGCUUUGAGUCUGAGUAAUGUUACUAGUCAUAUAAGUGAUCUCAAGCAAGGAGGAUUAUGGUAAGCAACUAGAUUAGAAUUCACACUAUUACAAACAUGAAGAUUUGUGUAUUGUUUGAAAACACUUGAAUCAUGUUAAAUCAAAGUAUCUUUUAAGAAUAUUAUAUCUUUGCUUGAGGCACCAAAAUUCUUGGCUUUACUGAAGGUAAUGUGAUGGGUCCUUACUUUAAACAGCACCAGGAUCACUCUAGCAGACAUGUGGUAUCAGGUUACUCUUUUAGUGGGAACAAAUUUCCUGACAACUCUUACACUUCAAUAUCCAGUGCUAUUACUCUCAAUGGGACAAGUUUCUUCUCAUGUCUUAUAUUUUUGUGUAUCCAAUGUUUUGUCAUUUGUUCUUUCAUUGUAUCAUCUGUUAAAGUGGUGAUUUGCCAAGUUCAGAAGUGCCCUUUAAAGUGUUGUAGAAAGGCAGGUGACAAGAAGUGCAUGGGGACUGCAGUUCAUUAAAAUUUUAACCCUGGAAGUACAGCAAAGUUAUCAGAUUAGGUAGAAUACAUGGUACUGUGAAGUGAAGUCCGUGCAAGUUCUGAGUUAGCACAAACUUGAGCCCAGUGUGGCUUGCUGACAGCACUCACUGCUCUGUGUUAAGGCAGCAAGUGUCAGUGCUGGCAAAACCUGAAGCUGUUUCCCACAUUAUAGGUAAAGUUUGUCUCCUUCCUGAUGGAGAACCUUGAUAUUUCACACCUGUUAAUCUCUUGGAGCUUUGUUUGCCACUGGUGUCUACUAAACCUGCCAAAUAUGCCUUUGUUUUUUAUAACUGUGCAAGUCUGUAGCUGGGUUUUGGAGACUGUUCUUUUUCCACUUCCCCCAAUUGUAAUACUAAAGUAUAGGAGUUGACUAUCAUCAUAAAUUACAGAGUGCCUGCUUAGUGUAGUAAUUUACAUUUUGACUAUUAGGAAAUAAUGGCAAAGAACACGUCAUUGGCUUUGUACGUGCUCCCAGACCCCUUAAGCUGCAGCCUCCACCACUGCUGGUUUCUUGGGUGAUCAAAUGAGCCACUUGUGUUGCCACUGUUCAUUUCCAUCUGUCGCUUGGAAGAAAAAUCUUGAUGAAAUCAUAUUUGAGGUUGCUUCCACUACUAUUAUUUAACACAGCUGCAUAAUUUGACUAGAAUGUUAGUGACAAUGCCUUGGAGCUCACUAGGUGGCAUGAGUUGCUUUCACCUUGAUGCCCAGUAGUGUGACUGGAAGCAUAAAGAGUUGUUAUCAUCUCUGCCCCUUGUGGCAUAUCCCUUCAGUUUCAUAGCAUACUGUAUUUAUAAUAGCAUUAGCCUUAAAAAGAUCAUCAUAAUUAAAGUUAAGUAUUACAGUAUAUGCAUUGUUACUUUUAAUUAUACAUAUAUGUGCAGGACACAAUAUAGUAUGUAUGGGCACAUUGUCAACACAAAACUACAUUAGUUAGUGCACUUUACCACCACUAGCAAAUGUAUGUUUUCUCUCCCUAAUUCACCAUUGGUAUUGGUGUUCAGUGCUUUGUUAUGCUGUCACAAGCUCACAGCAGUGGGAUUAGUCAGGGAUCCAUAUAAUUUGUUCCACUCCAACAGACUCGUGUUCUUGGUUUGGCUGUCAAAAAUACCCCAACUAUAACUUCAUGUUUUGUUGUGUCACGUGAUAUGUUUAUGUCUUGGCAUUUGGAAUAUGUUUCCUGUUUCCAUUGGCAUCUUAGCACUUGUUUUGUAUAGCAUCAGAAACUGUAGCCAGAGUGUGCUGUCCCUCAACAAAGGUCAAUAAAAAGUUAUCAGAUAAUCACAUUUUCAUUAUCUAAGAGGUUGAAAUAUACAUACUCUUAUGGCUCUUCAGAUUAGAUAUAUGUGUCCCUUUCACUUUCUGAUGACUCAAACACCAUCCUCAAAAAACUGCAAAUGAUCUUGUGUAACAUCAUUCAUAGACAAAUUUUCCGAUGUCAAACUCCACCUUAAAACUAUACAGGCUCUAAUAUCUUAUUAUAUCUGGCUGUAUCACACAACAGUUUACACUUUUAGUAUGCAUAUAUACACAAACAUACAAACUGACUGAUCUUCACACUUGGGUAGAAGCAAAAAAUGUAUUGUAGGCAGUGUAGUGAGUCACCUCAGGUUACUGCACACAACACAAGCCUCUACCCAUACAUUUGUUCACCAAGACAGUGUGCUCAAAUAAAGUUAUACGUCACUCUUUGAAAAAUAGUUUUUGUUAUAUACAGUCCAGAAUGUCUUUGAUAACGGCAGGGAUGUUUAUGGGAGAUGAAUAAGGAAAACUAAAACUUUAAUGAAAUGAAUGGUGUAAAACUGAACACAGGAUUUACAUGAAUGGAUGGUGUUCCUGAAUGGCAAAGGAAGGACAAUAUUCAAGAAAAGUACAUGACAAUUACAUAACAGAGCACUGGUGCAGUUUAUCCAAUUUAUUAAUACACAAAACAAUGAGCUGAAUGAUAAACUGAAUGGGAACUCAUUGUCCACAGUUUCUUUGGACAAAAGUCAACAAGUAAAAUACUGCAAAAUAUUGGUUAUUUCAUCUGAUAGAAGUGUGGAUGUCAAAUAAUUUAAAAAGAAGAAAUAUUUACAAUAAAAUAUAAUACUACUCAUAUCUACACAUUUCCUCAGUCACUAAUGUUGAUGAGGAAUUUGAGACAUCUUGUAACAAGAUUAAUGGAUUGAUUUAUCUAUACAAAGUCACAACUAGUAGUUUAUCUAUAUUUCAUCAAUUGAAACCAGAUUUAACUUAGCCUGACAUGGACCCUGUGUGUGAGUCUUUUACAGUUGUGAUUUAGCCUUUUAAUACAAGUACAAGCUUUACUUAAUAACCUAAAUUUCCUGACCAUGAGAUAACCUGCGGAGAGCUUCAAAUUAUAGCUAAAUUGUUAAUACUUUCUUCAACUAUUGGUAACUGUUGAACAGUUUGACUCUGAAAAUAUCACUGUACCUCUUUGGUUAUCCUGGCUUUGUUCUUAUACAGUAAUAUACAUUAACUGAUCAAUGUUUUAUGAGAGAGAGAGAGAGAGAGAGAGAGAGAGAGAGAGAGAGAGAGAGAGAGAGAGAGAGAGAGAGAGAGAGAGAGAGAGAGAGAGAGAGAGAGAGAGAGAGAGAG
Messenger RNA from Portunus trituberculatus (swimming crab), 10769 nucleotides. RefSeq names its product progestin and adipoQ receptor family member 4-like. Lineage: Eukaryota; Metazoa; Arthropoda; Malacostraca; Decapoda; Portunidae. The record is from RefSeq and is a predicted model, not a curated record. Gene Ontology annotation, molecular function: signaling receptor activity. The transcript has 5 exons. Gene Ontology annotation, cellular component: membrane. The annotation marks the transcript as partial.